AUGUGCAGCUUCCUCGGAGCCCCUGCCAUCACUUCUGAUACCGAGCGAGUGUCCCUUCAAAUGAAACCUACGAAGAUGUUCGUCUGCUCAGCGAACGGAAAGAAACGUCUCAAUGUGCAGCUUGAAUUGCGUGAUCACAGUUUGCUCAUCGUUCCGAAUGGAGACUCCAAUAGAUACUCCGUUCCCAACAAGGAACGUGUCAUCACUCUUUCACGAAAGCCUGAAGGUGGCUUCGGAGUCGCCAUCAAGGGCGGGAGGGAGCACAACCUCCCCAUUAUAAUCUCAAAAAUUCUACGUCAAGACUCGUCGUCUAUCAAAUUGUACGUUGGAGACGCGAUACUCAAAGUCAAUGACACUCCCACCAGAGGUCUGAGCCGAGAACAGGCGACCGAGCUCCUCCGAAGCAGCGGUGACAAGGUUGUGCUGACAGUGAAACACUACAAGGAAGUCGCUGCGCUCCUGAAAAAGGAUGAAGAGCAGGGCAAGUGUCUCGAGCUGUCGUUCGCCUACGUGCAAGAAAUGGAGGAACAGCGAGCAUUCAAGCUACAGGCGUCCAAUUCGAAAGAUGAGACCGUAGUGCAAUGCUCUGAUAAAGGGAACCGCGAGAUGUGGCUCAAACUCAUUCAUGCCGCGGUACAGAGAUGCAACGACCAAGGGAUCGAAGGGCUAAACAAAAACCUCGAAGAGGCCAACAAAGUUCACUGGAUGGACUGGAUCAGUAAGAAAUGCUACUUCCCCUGGAAUCGACAACGAACUCUACCGCUGUUCCUCGCGUUCAAGGGCGGCUCCGUGUUUCAGUUUGACCGAGCGCCGGUCAGUCUUGCUCAGUUCGAAGAAUGUCAAGUUGUUUACAAAGCAUAUCAGUGCUCACUCCUUCCGGACACGGACUGUAUCGACAUGGCUGUCGCGUUGCGGCACUACGUCCUGGAAACGCCUCAUCAUUGUAUUCGCUUCUCGCUCAAUGCGACCGUCAGCGCCGCCCUGGAGCGUUCGUGGGCGCUUUGUACAUACCUCAGCGUGAUCACUCUGAGCAGCAGGACGUUCAGUGUGCACUUUGAGGGCAAGGCGGCAUCGCUGACCAUCGACUGGAAUAUGGGGUUCGCGCUUUACGACAUCGCCAGCAAGGAGUACCUAUGGAAAUACGGUUUUGUUCAGUAUCGCAGCUCGUCGCAUGACGGCAGCAAAGUCAAGAUGGUGUUCGGUCUCAAGGAUACCGGACGCAAGAGUGAGGUCAAUCGGACCGUCAGUCUGACGAGCGAGGCGCUUGCCAAGCAGUUGGUAUUUUGCAUCAACGCGUUCCUAUCUUCGAAAUCUGCAGCUCCUUUCCAAUGA
Messenger RNA from Galendromus occidentalis (western predatory mite), 1332 nucleotides. RefSeq names its product Syntrophin-like 2 (gene Syn2). The transcript has 4 exons. Lineage: Eukaryota; Metazoa; Arthropoda; Arachnida; Mesostigmata; Phytoseiidae. Gene Ontology annotation, cellular component: dystrophin-associated glycoprotein complex; intracellular anatomical structure. Bases 1 to 1332 code for a protein of 443 amino acids. Gene Ontology annotation, molecular function: structural molecule activity; protein binding. The record is from RefSeq and is a predicted model, not a curated record.